AACGCCUACCAACACUUGUUGCUUUCUCCAUUUCUCCCACUAAAAGAAGAUGUUCAAUGGUUAGAUCUACCAUAACAUUGACAAAAAAUAUGAAAAAUCAAAACCUUCGGUGUGUUGUAAAAAAAUGUUUUGAAAGUGGGAAGCAGGAUAGCAGCUCCAUGUUCAAGUUUCCCAUGAAUCCGGUUAUUCGAAAAAAGUGGAUGGAGAACGUUGGCCUUUUGAAAGACUUUAAUUUAUUCAACAGUCGAGUGUGUAGGCGUCAUUUUGAGACGCAGUGUUUUGGCAAGGCGAAGCUAUUUUCCUGGGCAGUUCCGACCCUUUUUUUGGGUGAAAAAGAAGUUCUCCAUCAAAGCAGUAAACCACAGAAAGAUUACAUUCGAAAAUGUGUCAUCAAAAACUGCCCAUCACGAUCUCCUCCCGAAAGAUUACAUUUUUUUCCCACAAACCCAGAGUUGCGACAGGAGUGGAUGGAUAUAUGUCGCCUUUCCGUGGACAACAAGGUGCUUUUUAUUUGUGGCAGGCACUUCAGCCCCACUUUUCUGCCCAAUCGCAAAGGCAAUUUAAAAAAGAACGCCAUUCCAGAGCUCUAUUUGGAUGAAGAAGGUAGCGAUCCUCUCGGAAGGACCUUUAAGAGCGAAAAAGGCAUUCAAAGAAGAGUAUUGUGUCCCAAGAGCGAUGAUUCAGGCAUCGACGAUGAAAGCUACAAGGAGAGCAGGCCACAUGAGUCCUGCUCCAACUGCCUUGACCUCGAAAAGAAAUUGACAGAUGCACUUCUUCGAAUUGAGCAGCUCGAGAAAAACCAGAAGACUGAAACAGACAGCGACGAAGAGGAAGAACUGAUUUUCGUGCUUAUGAAAUAG
Drosophila ficusphila is the source of this 860-nucleotide messenger RNA. RefSeq lists its product as uncharacterized. Gene Ontology annotation, molecular function: sequence-specific DNA binding. The record is from RefSeq and is a predicted model, not a curated record. NCBI's taxonomy places the organism in Eukaryota, Metazoa, Arthropoda, Insecta, Diptera, Drosophilidae.